AUGAUGGAGGAUGAGCUGGAGGAGCUGAACUGCACCGAGUUCACCAACGAGGUCUAUGCCGAGGGGUGGAGAAAUGCUGCCAUGGAGUGGCAAAAUCGAUGGGGUCAUGGCAAACGCCCACCGGCCCUGAGACGGGACCAGGCCACAGCCAUGCUGGCGUACACCAUGGAGGGGAAACUGUACCGCGUGUUCAACAACGCCACGCUCACGGCUGGGCGCUCCCGGCAGCACUACCUGAGCUCCUACCACUACAAGACGCUGCAUUUCCUCCUGAGCAGAGCCCUGCACACCCUGAGGGAAUCCCAGAUCCAGCAAUGCUUCCAGGUGUACCGCGGUGUCAGGGGCACCCGAUUCACAGCACAGCAAGGCCAGGUGGUCCGCUUCGGC
Molecule: messenger RNA, 387 nt
Organism: Phasianus colchicus (ring-necked pheasant)
Lineage: Eukaryota; Metazoa; Chordata; Aves; Galliformes; Phasianidae
Source: RefSeq, a predicted model, not a curated record